GCGAAAGCGAGUGAAGCUAAAGACAUCAAGCUGUACGGUCAGGUUCCUCCUAUAGAGAAAAUGGAUUCUUCUCUUUCCUCGCUCACCAGCUGCGAGAAGCUGUCGCUGUCCACAAAUUGCAUUGAGAAAAUAUCCAACCUCAAUGGUUUCAAGAACUUGAGGAUAUUGUCUUUAAGCAGAAAUAAUAUAAAGACACUUGCUGGGCUGGAGGCUGUAGGACACACAUUAGACGAAUUAUGGAUUUCCUAUAAUUUGAUAGAGAAGCUGAAAGGAAUCAACUCCAUGAUGAAAUUAAAAGUCCUGUAUAUGUCCAACAACCUGGUCAAAGACUGGGCAGAGUUUGUGAGGCUUGCUGACCUGCCAUGCUUAGCGGAGCUGAUUUUUGUUGGAAAUCCCCUGCAGGAGAGGCAUGUUUCAGAGGGGAACUGGAUGGAGGAAGCCUGUAAAAAACUUCCUAACCUGAAGAAACUAGAUGGAACAGUGGUCAUCAAACAUGAUGUGGAGCAGGGAGAAGGAAAGAGCUGAGAAGAUGAGCGUCCAUCUGAACGUCUUCCUUUUUAAAUUUUUUUUUUUAUAUAUAUUUUUGUCAUGGUGCUCCUGGUUUUGCAUGAAAACAUUCAAAAGGAAUGAGUGCUGCUGACCAACAAUCACAAAAUGUCAACAAAAAAUAGACACUAUGCAUUUAGGAUAAAAUAAGAUUUAUACAUGGUCUUACAGUAACUACAUGAAUUGUAUUUUUAAACGGAAUUUACAGUUUACAGCUUGGAGGUAAAGUUCUGUUUGUGUAGCAAAAACAAACAACUUAAGUGUCCUUCAUAGGAAACAUUACAGCGCAGUAUAGCACAUAAAUUAAAGAGCUCAAACUUCUUUGUGGACCAAAUGCUGAUCAGGCAAGAAGAUAUGAUUAGAAAAAAAUGAUGUGCCUGUCAACAAAAAUAGAAGAUUCAGUUUAAACAGCCAACAUUUUCAAGUAUUUGCUGAAAUAAAGCGUUAUAAGAAAAAUCUUAC
This is a messenger RNA of Nematolebias whitei (Rio pearlfish), 1008 nucleotides long. RefSeq names its product dynein, axonemal, light chain 1 (gene dnal1). Gene Ontology annotation, cellular component: cytoplasm. The coding region runs from base 61 to 525 and encodes 154 amino acids. NCBI's taxonomy places the organism in Eukaryota, Metazoa, Chordata, Actinopteri, Cyprinodontiformes, Rivulidae. Gene Ontology annotation, molecular function: protein kinase binding. The record is from RefSeq and is a predicted model, not a curated record. The transcript is spliced from 6 exons.